AAAAAAAAAAAAGUGUUGAGGGGAAAUAUUGACGCUCGGAAGUUUUGAUGGAAGUUGGUGAGUGUUUGAUAAACGCCUACAAUCUUUCUUUUUUUGGGGGGUGUCACGGCGAAGUUAAACAGCGUGGUUUGUAAGCGAGUGGAGAGAGUAUGACUGAAAAGGUUAAUUAAGCGUUUAACUCCUCGGUGAAGAAGCUACUUUUAAAAAGGCACAUUUAAAAGAAAAAAGAAAAAAAAAUGUCAGGAGCCCAUGAACUGAGCAGGAAGCGCCGACCCCCGAAAAUGUACUUGAUCUCGUCCGACCUGAAGGUGCAGGACCAGCUGGACGGUACCAUUCGGCUGCAGCGGGGGAACAUCUGCCAGGAGCAGGAUCACGCCAAAGGCAGAGGUGACCACCCCUGGGUCAAGGUGUUAGACAAUGGCAUCAUGUUGAAAAUAGAGAGGAAGUUCCUGCUCGAAGUCCCGACCGAGCUCGGCGGCCUGCUGGAGGCCGUGACUGACCCGGAGGCUCGUUACAAAUUACUGAGCAAUCCCGGGAAGCUGCAGACUUUGGCUACACUUCCUGUCGGUGCCCCGUUGUGGGUCCAAAUAGGCCAAACUGACGAGCUGGCAGAGGCAGAGCUCAAAUUCAUCGGGCCGCUGACCAGAGGGAGCAGCGCUGUGUUCUUUGGAGUUCAACUCAAAGGCUCGGCUGCAGGUAGAGGAUCCAGUAACGGUUCUUUUAAGGGUAACAGACUCUUCAGCUGCCCCGACGCCUGCGCCCUCUUCAUCCCGGUCAGCCACAUCAGACAACGCCACUGGAAUCGCAGCAACGGUUCAGACGCACACGAGAGAGCCCGCGAGCGAGACCAACACCACCACCAUCAGCAGCAGCAGCAGCAGCAGCAGCAGCAGCACCGCAUCAGCAGCGGCAACAAUCAACCUAGCAACGGGCACCACGGCAACAAUGACCGCCUGAUUCAUCACCACCAGCUGCCCCAGCCGCAGCAGCACAGUCGUCACAUCAGUUUCCUCCAGCAUCACCCCGUCAGCCCUCCUUUCGGCAUCCUCCCCCGGACCGCCGAGUCGGCUCCCAUCUCGGCUCAAAACCAGCCGCAGUUACGAGGCCCGCCGUCACCUCUGCCGUUCCACGUCGGCGAUCGGGUGUGCUUCCCCCUAGAGGACACCGUGGAGAGGGGCGAGGUGCGCUUCUGUGGCUUUUUGCCCGGCAGGUCCUCGACGGGGGUUUAUGUUGGAAUCCAGCUGGACAAUCCCGUUGGUCGCUGGGACGGGAGUUAUAAAGGAGAGAAGCUCUGCCACUUUCCUUCCCCCCACUACGGCGUCCUGCUGCCAGUAACCAACGUUUCAUCCGAGCCAAAAUCCCUCCGUCACAACGCUCCUUCCCAAAUUCCCAAAUCCAUCCUGAAGCCUUUGACGUCUCCCGCCACUAAACAAGGUCCGACAUCGCCGCCUCCCGUCAAGGUCGCCCUGUUGCCUCCCCCCAAACAACCACUCAAACCUCCUCCGCUGCCGCCGCCGAAGCCCAACCCCAAACCGCUGGCCCUUCCUCCGCUCCCGCCUCCCAAACCCCAAACUCCGACGUCACCGACCGUCGUAGACCAGCUGCAGCACACCAACGGCGUGCUUGGUCCGCCCUCGCCGCUGAGGUCACCGGACUACAUCGACGAUGUGGGGGAGAACGGGGAGGCGGGGCUGGAGAGCGGGCUGGAGGUGGAGUCGAUGGUGGAGGUGAACGACCCGCCGCUCUUCGGGGUGAUUCGCUGGAUUGGACGGAUCGGUGGGAUAUCAGAGCCGGUGGCCGGGAUCGAGCUGGACCAGGAGCUGUCUGCAGGGACGGACGGCAGUUACCUCGGCGAGCGUCACUUCCGUUGCCCGGCCAACAAGGGACUCUUCGUAAAGCUUCGCAACUGCAGGCGAGACUCCCGGUUCCCUGCCCCAGAGACGCCCGUCAAUCAAGUGGAACGAUGCAACUCGAUAGCUUUUGCAGAGUGGGGCAGCGAGCGUGUGGAGGAGCACACCCCACCUGUGGAGGGAGACGAGGCCAGGCAGCUCUACCAGGGCCGCAAGAGGGGCAUCCAGGGUCACCUCAACUCCUGCUACCUGGACGCUACGCUGUUCAGUCUGUUCUCUUGCUGCAGUUCAGCAGACUGGACGUUAUUUUGGCCGUCGGACCCCGAAACCGACCAGAGAUCCAGUCAGGCUCAGGACCUGCUGCGCUGUGAGAUAGUUAACCCUCUACGCAGGUUUGGCUACGUGUGUGCCAGUAAGACGAUGGCCUUGAGACGACUGCUGGAGGCCGCGAAUAGUGACACGGGCUUCACCAAUCAGGAGAAAGAUCCUGAAGAAUUCCUCAACAAGCUUUUCCAGCUGCUCCGAGUCGAGCCACUCCUCAAGAUCAGAUCGAUGACUCACCAGCCUCAGGAGUGUCACCUCUACCAGCUCUUCCCUCCCUCUCUUCCUCCCUCUCCUUCCUCUCCGGAGCUCGUCUCCCCGGUCGACUCCUCCUCCAUCCCUCUCUCUCCGCCUCCCAGUCGGAUGAGAGUCGCCAGCGUCCAGACUCUGCUGGAGUCGUCCUUCCUCCACGCUGGCCUCAAGUUUGUCGAAGCUCCCUCCUCGCUCCUGCUGCUCAUGCCCAGGUUCGGUAAAGACUUUAAAAUGUUUGACGCCAUCCUGCCGACGCUCAGCCUCGACAUCACCGACCUGCUCGACGACACUCUGAGACAGUGCAGCAUCUGUCAGGCUGUAGCUGAGUAAUGUCUGCAGUGUUACGAAGACUUGGACAUCACCCCCGGGCAUCUCAAACAGUACUGCAACACCUGCAACACACAGGUCCACAGUCACAGGAAGCGAACCUCUCACAGCCCGGUGAAGGUUGGUGUCCCCGGGGGUCCGUGGACCGGCCCGCUGCACUGCGCCCGCCAGCAGAUGUCUCUCUUCGCCGUGACUUGCAUCGAGACGAGCCACUACGUCAGCUUCGUCAAGAACGGGCCCCUCCCCACCGACUGGCUGUUCUUCGACAGCAUGGCGGACCGAGAAGGCGGCGAGAACGGCUUCAAUCCGCAGGUGAAGCCGUGUCCGGAGGUUGGUCGCUACCUCAGCCUGUCGGAGGAGGAGCUGGGCAGGAUGGACCCCGCCUCUCUGCGGGAGUCGGCCCGCCGCCUGCUCUGCGACUCCUACAUGUGUCUGUACCACAGCCCCGAGCUCAGCCUGUACAAGUGACCCGGAGACACGACGAUGGGGAUGCAGAUCUCCACGGCAACAUCAUCGUGUCCUCAGGAGCUUCUUAAGAAAAAAAACCCCACCACACUCCAGUUUUAUUUAGGAAGAUCAAAGCUUGUUUUCAGCUUGUCCUGCAUUGAUUUCUCACCUUAUACUCAUAGAUUAUUAAACAGAGCCUCUUAGACGCUGUUCACACUUAACCCUUACAUACUGUUCACGUCAAAUUUGACACAUUUUGACCUAUUUUUGACCCUUGAAAGCAAUUAAAACACCUUAAAAUGACUUUUUAAACUAUUUUCUGUAUAAACUAACCACUGAUAAAAUAUCUAUAGAUGCAAAAGAUUCAGUAUAGGGACUAAUUGUACUUAAAAACUGCUCCAUGCUUUGCAGAGUCAGAAUAUGAACAGUAUAUAAGGGUUAAAACUGCACCUUGGAUCAACUGAAAACAUCUAAACAGCUCUAAAUUUAAAGUAUUGGCUGAGAAAACUGUGAUUUUCUACUUAAAGCCACAUUCAGUGUUGCUCUAUGUGUUUGCGUACUGUGGUGUUAAUGUAACUCAGAGCCCGCCUGAUGAAUACUUACAGUUACUGACAGAUUUUAGCUCAUCAGUACCGACACAAACAGUAUGUUAGCCGUUAUGUAACAAAAAAAACAGCAGCACGCUUCUGUUUUAUUCAUUUAGAAACCGUCUCUGCCUUUAAAAAGGUGCAUUUUGUAGGAUUUUGUGGCAUUUAGUGGUGAGUUAGCAGAGUGGAACGAACUGAAUCCCUCCUACAGUGGCCAUGAAAGUCUUUUUCUCCAAAGGCCAGUAUGUAGUUUGACUCUUCUGGGCUAAUGUAGAAACAUGGAGGACUCUGCUCCUGUACAGAUAUAAAGGGCUUAAUAUAAGUAGGGAUGCACCGAUUGUGACAUUAUGGGCCGAUACCGAUAUUUAAGAUAAGGAUUUGGCCGAUAACUGCUGAUUUCUAUAUAUUUUUUGAUGGUGUUAUGUUUUGUUGUAAUUUAUUCUACAGGGAAACAAAGAAAUCAUUGUUUAAAAAAAACAACAACAUUAUCUAUGAAUGAGCACAAAUUCAUGAAACGAUAUUUAACCCUUAAACGAAUUUGACCCAUUUUGACAUUUGAAAGCAAUUUAAAAAACCUUUUUUCAAGCCUGAAAUGUUAUGAUUUCUCCUUAUGUUACCUAUGAUGUAAAAAAAAUGGAAAUAUUAUUUAAAUAAAAUAUAUAUUUUUGCACACAGAGAAUGUUAAAGGUUAUCUUGAAGCCUGAUUUUUCAAAUAUUGUUGCAUCUUUCACUUUAAAUAAAGUCCUUCUCAUUUUAGAUAACAUAAGAUCAUAAUAAUAUACCCAGGGGCAACUCAUUGUGCUUUACAUAAAAAACAAACAUUUAACAGUGAAAAUUAAAUACAAAAAAACAUACAAUUAAAAACAAGAAACACCAAUUAUAAUAAAAAUAAAACAAAUUGAAGAAAAAUAGAAAGAGAGAAAGAAAAAGCUAGACUAACAUAGAGCGCAGCAUAAAAUAAUGAUUUGCAUAAUAAUAUAGUGUGAUUGUUUUUUCACUAUAAAAGUGUCAAAAUCCGAAGAAAACUUGUGGUUCAAAAUGUGGUAAAGGCACUAAUUAUAAAGGAAUACUUAUGAACAGCAUGUAAAGGUUAAUAACUUACAUUUCAUCGAUCAUAGGAAUCAUUAAAAAUAGGAAACUCAGGAAACGCUAUCAUAACGCUCAAGAAACUGUAAUGAGGAAACACCAGACAUAGGAUUAAAAUGGAAAAAUAAAUACUUAAAAAAUAAAUUAAUCAGUAAAUAAAAACAAAAUAAAAUAAAUAUUUAAUAAAAGAUUAAUAAAACAUUUAAAAGGAAAGAAUAAAAUAAAGUCACUGUAGAAUAAAUGGAGUAAAACCGGAGAUGUUGGGACUAAAAGAGGAAGAAGAUAAUAAAAUAUAAUUAACAGAAUAGUCCAAGUAGUAAAAACAGGCAAAAAUAAAAAAUAAAAGGCUGAUUAAUUAAUAAAUAAAAUUCAAUUGAAAGCCAAAUUAAAAAGGUCUUAAGUUUGCUUUUUAAAAGUAUCAACACUCUCGAAGACCAGAAUAAUAAAAAGAUGCUUCUCUGUGGAGUUUAUGUCCGAACUUUAGGAAUAAUUUAAAGGCUGUUACCAGAAGACCUGAGGGUUCAUAGGAUAAAAACAAAUCAGAUAAAUAGGAAGGAUUAAGAGCUUUUAUAAACCAAUAAAAUGAUCUUUAAAAUCAGUGCAGAGACUUUUAAAUCGGUGUAAUGUGUUCCUUCUUUCUGGUCUGAUAUCGCUGAUAUAUAUUGGCGGUGGUGCAUCCCUAGAUCUUAACUCACAGACUUUCAUAUUUUCAGGUUAUUUUUACAUGAAUUAAAACAUAAUUAUGAGUCGAGGCUAAAUCUUACACACUGCACCUUUAAAGCUGAAAAAGUUGUUUUGUUUUGUUUUUCAACUUUAACUUAUUAAAUCGUGUUUAUAUGAAGUGAAGAAGUGUUUGUUAGGAAAAUGAAUUUUGGCUGAUGUAUUAUUAUUAUUGGAUUUUUGAUUUGAUCAUACUGAAGGCGAACCUGGUUAACGUGCAUUUAACUGGCGAAUAGAUCAUAGACAAUCAACGGAGAUAAGGUUUUACAUUUUUAUGAGCUCGUAUUAAAUGUUUUAUGAGAGGGCGAGACUGAGAAGAGCUUGUUAUACUUUCAGAUCAAAUGUAGCACUAACGAGAAAAGUGCUUAACGAACAAAUGUUAUAGUUUAUUAAGUUUAAGAGCUUCUUCUCUGCGCUCUACUGUACUGACUGCAUCACAUGUGCCUUUUUUUAAAUAUAAUGUUCACACACUGUACAGACCUUUUAAUAUGCCUGUAAUUUAUAAAACAUGAUCACUUUACAACUCUUAAUUGCACUGCUGUAUUUACAUGUCAGUAUGUGUGUAUGUGUGUGUGUAAAUAAUAAUAAUAACAUUGCACUAAACUGACGGUAAAGAUUGCACUAUAUCUUCCCGACUUGUUUCACCUUUUUUGUAUUUCUUGUUAAAAAAAAAAAACGUCCGAGCGAAUAAAUGCUUUAAUGAUCUUCUA
Scomber scombrus (Atlantic mackerel) is the source of this 6300-nucleotide messenger RNA. RefSeq names its product ubiquitin carboxyl-terminal hydrolase CYLD (gene cyld3). Gene Ontology annotation, cellular component: cytosol. Lineage: Eukaryota; Metazoa; Chordata; Actinopteri; Scombriformes; Scombridae. Gene Ontology annotation, molecular function: K63-linked deubiquitinase activity; cysteine-type deubiquitinase activity. Gene Ontology annotation, biological process: regulation of intrinsic apoptotic signaling pathway; protein K63-linked deubiquitination; necroptotic process. The record is from RefSeq and is a predicted model, not a curated record.